This is a messenger RNA of Solanum tuberosum (potato), 654 nucleotides long. Its product is annotated as auxin-induced protein 15A-like. Gene Ontology annotation, biological process: response to auxin. The record is from RefSeq and is a predicted model, not a curated record. Bases 228 to 530 code for a protein of 100 amino acids. The transcript has a single exon. NCBI's taxonomy places the organism in Eukaryota, Viridiplantae, Streptophyta, Magnoliopsida, Solanales, Solanaceae.
UUGCAUACAAGACUAAUCCCAAAAAUCAACAUUCAAUACAUAUUUAUUUCUUCCCUUCUCACAACACACCAUGUGCUAUUGUUUUUUCCACUCUCCCCAUAAAUACUUUCCUUUCCCUAAUUCCAAUUCCACACAACUCAAAAAAUUCAAAUAUUCAAACCACACCUCAAGUGACCAUCCUUUCUAAAAUCCCCAAAUCUCCUCAUAUCAAAAAACCAAAAAAAAAAAUGGCUCUAAAGAAAUCAAGCAAACACAUAACUCAAAGUGUAGCCCUCAAACAAAUCUUGAAAAGGUGUUCAAGUUUUGGAAAAAAUGAGAAUGGACUUCCUCAUGAUGUACCAAAAGGCCACUUUGUAGUAUAUGUUGGUGAAAAUAGAAGUAGACACAUAAUUCCAAUUUCUUGGUUGACACAUCCUGAAUUUCAAAGUUUGCUUCAAAGGGCUGAAGAAGAAUUUGGAUUCAACCAUGAUAUGGGACUUACUAUCCCUUGUGAUGAAGAAGAUUUUUGUUCUCUAAUGUCAAUGUUCUAAUAAGAGGUAAAACUGCGUACAAAAGAUCUAAAUGUGGUUCGACCCAUUCUUUGGAAUAAUCUUACGCACUACUAGAGCUUACUGCAUCAGACUGCCCUUUGAAUCAGCGAGACACUAUUGGAGA